GUACGCGUAUACGAGAUCGUGUUCUUGCAGUAGAUCAUGUGGAUGGCGUUUGUUGACAAUUGCUUUGUAACUUUGUCGUAUUUGUGCAACCUGGCAUACAUUCCAAGCUCCGCGGGCAAUGCUCCCUAUUAAUUUGUGGUGCAGACUCAGCCGUGGUAGAGCGUGUUUGUAAGAGACUAGUUGAGAACAUGGCCGCCGCAGCGUCUGCGGAGAGCUCUCCGCCUGCCCCUGGCAGCCUCGUCCGGACUGCAGACGACAAGAAACCGAAGGGGCAUCGCUGGUACUUGGGUGGCAUUGCCUCCAGCAUGGGCACGUUGUGCACGCACCCGCUGGACCUGCUCAAGGUACACUUACAGACACAGAAAGGACAGGGCUUGACAAUGCUGGGCAUGGCAAGGAACGUCAGAGAGCAUCACGGCCUGAGCAAGCUGUACCAAGGACUGUCAGCCUCUGUCAUGCGCCAGCUGACCUACUCCACCGUGCGCUUUGGCGUCUACGACUCGGGCAAAGCGUACUUGACCGACAACGGCACGAAGCCGCUGCCUGUGUACCAGAAACUCUUCCUGAGCUUCUGGGGAGGUCUAGCAGGUGGCCUGGUGGGCAAUCCGUCGGACAUCGUCAACGUACGCAUGCAGAAUGACCUGAAGCUGCCGCCGAACCUUCGCUACAAUUACCGGCACGCGUUCCACGGCUACUAUCGCCUGGCGACGGUGGAGGGCUUCGCGGGCUUCGGGCGCGGCCUGAACAUGAACUUGUCGCGUGCGGUGAUGAUGACGACGGGGCAGCUGGCGGUGUACGACCAGGCCAAGACGAUGCUGAUCGGCUCGGGCCUGUUCGCCGACAACAUCCUGACGCACUUCGCGGCGAGUACGAUGGCCGGCGCGGCCGCCACCCUGCUCACGAUGCCCGUCGACGUCGUGAAGACGCGCAUCAUGAAGGCGGUGGAGGGCGAGGAGUGCAGCGCCGUCAACAUGCUUCGGCAGACGUACCAGCAGGAAGGCGUACUGGCCUUCUUCAAGGGCAUGACGCCGGCGUUUGUGCGCCUGGCGCCGCAGACCAUUCUCACCUUUCUGUUCCUGGAGCAGCUGCGCCUGGUCUUUCCGGUCAGAUAGUAGCGGCGCGGUGUUCGCACUCGCGCUCGCGGACGUUGAACAUUGGUGACAACGUGCGUCGCGUGUGCGUUUCACUGCCCCACGUGUGGUCGUGUACUGCGUGUGUGUGUGUACGCGCGCGCUCUCCGAGUCCAGAGGGGCUCAAGCGCCGCGUGCUGCAAAGCUAUGUGUUGAUCUGCUGUGGCAGCAGGCAGCGUCCUGUCCCUGUGUGAAGAUAAUUUAUUGGCAUGUGGUCAAGCGUACGAUUGAUGCUGACUGUACCAUGAUGUCUAAUGCUGAGGAUUGGCUCGCUUCACCGACGCAGACGAAUGUGCAGUGCUGAAAGUGUGCGGCACAAGCUUCUGGCGUGGCUGAUGGCUGACUGCCAAUGGGUAUCUUGCUACAGCUUCAACCCAGGCCAUCCCACCCCCCCACCCCACCCCUCUCUCUAUCACUAUCUCCCUCUCACCCUCAUCACCGUCCGAUGUGAGAGAUAGAGAACGGGGCAUUACUGGCUGGUGCUCCCAUUCUGGUGCUUGACGACUGUUACAUGAUCCGCCAACAAA
Messenger RNA from Sycon ciliatum, 1657 nucleotides. Its product is annotated as mitochondrial dicarboxylate carrier-like. Gene Ontology annotation, biological process: oxaloacetate transport; phosphate ion transmembrane transport; thiosulfate transport. Bases 189 to 1112 code for a protein of 307 amino acids. NCBI's taxonomy places the organism in Eukaryota, Metazoa, Porifera, Calcarea, Leucosolenida, Sycettidae. The record is from RefSeq and is a predicted model, not a curated record. The transcript has a single exon. Gene Ontology annotation, molecular function: oxaloacetate transmembrane transporter activity; malate transmembrane transporter activity; thiosulfate transmembrane transporter activity.